AAGUCACACUCGUAGCAUUGCAUUCGUUAUUUCACUACGAAGUCUUGGGUAGGGCAUACGUAUUCUCCCACAUCGCGUUAAGAUUUUAGAUUUUUAGAUUAGAUUGCAAUAUGUCGGCGACUGAUAUAAGCAUUAUGAGCUCCACUGAAAAUUUGCCGAAGUUGUCGAAGGAAGUCUUCAGUGCUCCCGUUGCUCAAUCGCCCACCGCAGACUUCGAGCAAUCAGAUGCGCCUGCUUGGCUGACAAAAGACUACCUCGAGCGUUGUUUGCGUGCCUAUCACGAAGAUAGCCAAUUAAAGAUACUCAGAUGGCAUGUGCGGCCAGCACUGGGAAAAGGUGAAAAUUAUGCAGGCGUUUUGACGCGCAUACGCGCCGAUUAUCAAACAGCCGUGGGCACCGUUGCUACUGGCCAUUACGUCGUUAAAACAUCCUUUGAGUCUGAUGAGUUUGCGCGCAAAACGAUGGAGCCGUACGACAUUUUCAAUCGCGAAAUAUCGGUCUACGAACAGGUAUUACCGAAGCUAAAUGCAUUGUUGCGUGAGAUCGGUGACCACGAACAGAUCUUCGCCGAGACGAUGGCGGUUGAUCGUGCACGUUCGGCACUCAUUUUCGAAGACCUAAAUGUGCGCGAAUUCACAAUGCCCAAUCGGGUGGAUGGUUUGAAUAUGCAGCUGUCUAAAAUCGUGCUACGCAAAUUAGCCAAAAUGCACGCUACGUCUGCGGUAUUGAAUGAGCGCGAAAGUGGUUGCCUUGAAACUUAUGAUCGUGGUUUCUUCAAUCGACAUACAGACAAUUAUAUGCCCGGUUUUGAAGGGUUUUUGAUGGCUUGCAGUCGUCGUGUAGCCCAGUGGGAGGGCUACGAGUAUUACGCGAAGAAGCUGGUGAAUUUGAGGGCUAAAUAUGCCGAAUUGGGCAAGCAGGUGUUUGACGUUGUACCAGGACAUGUGAACGUGUUGGCGCAUGGUGAUCUCUGGACAAAUAACGUCAUGGUGAACUACGAUAAAAAGACUGGCGAGCCACUAGAUGCGAUCAUCAUUGACUUCCAGUAUGCAGCUUGGGGCUCUCCUGCAUUGGAUCUGGACUACUUCCUUAAUACCUCGUUGGAGGAGCAUAUGCACUUGCACCAGCAAGAUGAGCUCAUACGAUGCUACUAUGAAACCUUUUCGGACACUUUGCUCAAAUUGAACUAUCAAGCUAAAAUUCCCAGUUUGCACAAGUUCCAUUUGCAGCUGGAGGAAAAGGCGUUUUACGCUUUUCAUUCAACCUGCGUUAUUAUGGCGAUUCAACGCAACGAGGACACCACAGAUGCAGACUUCAACGCAAUAAUGCAGGACGACGCGCGCGCGCUUCGCUUCAAGGACACCUGCUUUAAGAGCCUUCAUGUUCAGCGGAUAAUCAAACAGCUAUUGCCGGUAUAUGAGCGACGUGGCUUACUGGAAACGGAACAGUAGUUCGUUUUUCCUCUCCUGUGAUCUUUAUUCUAGUGCAUUAUUUUUAAUUUUUUAUUGGGCUAAGGUGAAAAAAGUAAAUGUAUUUGCAUAAUUUUAUGCUGAUAGUAAUGAAAAACAUCAAAUAUUUUUAUAACAAAUAAAAAGCAAAUAGUGAAUAUUAAACACAGAAUUGAAA
Anastrepha ludens (Mexican fruit fly) is the source of this 1626-nucleotide messenger RNA. RefSeq lists its product as uncharacterized. Lineage: Eukaryota; Metazoa; Arthropoda; Insecta; Diptera; Tephritidae. Bases 111 to 1451 code for a protein of 446 amino acids. The transcript is spliced from 2 exons. The record is from RefSeq and is a predicted model, not a curated record.